CAUAAGCAACUAAGCAAGCAGCUAGCCCCAAACAAGGAAACUAGUGUAAAGCAGAAAGAGAUCAUGGGCAUGAACAAGCACAUGGAAGAAGCGGCUGACCCCGUCCGGAUAGUAUCCCGGCGCACGAUCCAGCCGCGGUCGCCGCGGGCGCCGGAGGAUAUCCACCUCACGCCAUGGGACCUCUGCCUCCUCACCAUAGACUACAUCCAGAAGGGCCUACUGCUGCCCAAGCCUGCAGAUCCCGUCGACGACCUCGUGGACGCUCUCGCCUCGUCCUUGGCGCUCGCCCUGGACCGGUUCUACCCGUUGGCCGGCCGUCUCGUCGUGGACCACCACCACCAGGUGCCCGACGACGACGGGAAGAUGAGCAUCACCGUCCUCCUGCGCUGCGCCGGGCAAGGCGCCGAGCUCGUCCACGCCACGGCUCCCGGCGCCGCCGCAAUGGACAUCGUGGGCUCGGUGCACACCCCGUCGUCGCUCGUGUGGGCGCUGUUCCCGCUAAACCAGGUGGUCGGCGCCGACGCCGCCGUGGAGUCGCUGCCCCUGCUGUCGGCGCAGGUCACCGAGCUAGCCGACGGCGUCUUCGUCGGCGUCUCGAUGAACCACUCCGCCGGCGACGGCACCGCCUUCUGGGAGUUCUUCAACGCCUGGUCGGAGAUCAAUCGACGUGGCAACGAGAUGUCGAGCCGGAGGCCGGUGCAGCAACAAAGGUGGUUCACCGGCACCAGCCCCGUGCCGAUCGCCAUGCCGUUCAGCAAGCUGCAGCACGUCGUCCAGCGGUUCCAGCGCCCGGCGGCGGUCGCGGAAUGCUUCUUCACCUUCUCCGGCGCGAGCAUCAAGAAGCUCAAGGCGAGGGCUAACGACGAAAUCGAAAUGGCCGGCGGCGCAGGUGCCAUAAUAAUCUCCUCGCUCCAGGCGCUUCUCGCGCACCUCUGGCGUGCGGUGUGCCGAGCCCGGCUUGCCCGGCCGGAGCAGGAGACGAGCUACUCCAUGCUCGUGGGAUGCCGGGGCCGCGUGACCGGCAUACCGGAGGACUAUAUGGGCAACGCCGUGACGUUCGGCAAGGCGAGAUCGACGGCCGGCGAGAUCAUGGGCAACGGGCUGGGCUGGGCGGCGCUGCAGCUGAACCGCGUCGUGGCGUCCUUCGACGAGGCGUCCGUGCGGGAGUGGCUGGGCCGCUGGGCCGCGGAUCCCCGGUUCGUGUACAACGGGGAGGUGUCGUCCGGAGGUACGGCGCUGGCGACGGGGAGCUCGCCGAGGUUCGACGUGUUCGGGAACGACUUUGGGUGGGGGAAGCCGGUCGCCGUGAGGAGCGGCUCAGGGAAUAAGAUCGACGGGAAGGCCACGGUGUUCCAGGGCCCCGAGGAGCAGGGAGAAGGGAGCAUGUCGCUCGAGGUCUGCGUCGCGCCGGACGUGCUGGACAGGCUUGUCAACGACCUCGAGUUCAUGGAUGCUGUCAGCGUGCCAACCUAGAUGAUGAGAUCGAUCGGAAACUAGCUAGCUAGGGUGUUGGAUUUUCUAAGCCUUUUAUUAACCGCUUUUGCUAGGGUUCAAUGAUGGUAUGGCCGUAUGGGAAAUAAGAAUUUCGGAGUCGACGACGUGAUCCGUCCGAUCGACUUUCAGAUUCAUGCAGCUGCCUUUGUGUUUUUGUUCAUGUGUUUUUAAUAUAGAAGAUGGACGGUUAGAUUCAUGGACCGAGAAACUGCUAUUUCUCAAUCGACUCCGCCGUAG
Messenger RNA from Brachypodium distachyon (stiff brome), 1731 nucleotides. RefSeq lists its product as uncharacterized. Lineage: Eukaryota; Viridiplantae; Streptophyta; Magnoliopsida; Poales; Poaceae. Bases 64 to 1473 code for a protein of 469 amino acids. The record is from RefSeq and is a predicted model, not a curated record. The transcript has a single exon.